AUGGAGCAGACCCGUAUAAUGCGACGCUCGGCAGUCUCGGACGGAAUGGGGACGAUUUGGGAUGACGUCGCGGCCCUGUUGGGAUUCAGUGAACACUUGACAUUCAAUUGGGUUAAUGAAAUUGAUAACGGCGCGGAAAAAGCGGGCGCAAGACAUGUGUCACCCGGGGGCCGGCGCAUGGUGCUAUUAAUUGAGCGCGGCCUUGCCCUCGGCGCGGGCUGCCGAAUCGGCCAAGGUCUCCUCGUUCGCCAGUUGCCAAAAGAGCGCAGACGUAUUACGAAUAGAAAC
Iphiclides podalirius (scarce swallowtail) is the source of this 288-nucleotide messenger RNA. Lineage: Eukaryota; Metazoa; Arthropoda; Insecta; Lepidoptera; Papilionidae. The record is from the annotation of a GenBank genome assembly.